AUGAAGGCUAUCCGCCGAUCUCUCAAGAGUGACAAAGACGGGAGGCAGCCGCCGAGCCUGACCAUCACCCCCAAGACGAUCCAGGCCCUGCCCCCAAAGAAAGUUAUAAAAGCCUUAUACGACCACGAGCCCAAAAAUGGCAAUGCGCAAGAGCUGUCAUUCCACAAGGGCGACUUCUUCCAUGUCCUGAGCCGCGAAGACGAUACAGAGUGGUACGAGGCCUGCAAUCCGCUCAUCCCGUCCGCGAGAGGGCUGGUGCCCGUGGCCUUCUUUGAAGUUGUCGGUAAAAACCAGCGACAAAGUGAAAAUUCUCUAUCAUCCCCAGGAGAGAAGAUGGAUGGUCACGAUUCGGGGUUUUCAGAAAAAGGUUCAACCAACUCGGGCCACACAAGAUCCGAAUCAACAGCAACCACAAGACCUAGCGCCGGAUUACACCAGAGAGGACCAAGCAUGACCGGAAGAAGCGCCGGCGCCAUGGUGUAUGGUGUAGUGCAGUACGAUUUCCAUGCUGAAAGGGCAGAUGAACUGGAUGCCAAAGCCGGAGAGGCAAUUAUCGUCGUGGCGCAGUCCAAUCCUGAAUGGUUCGUUGCGAAGCCGAUAGGACGGUUAGGAGGACCAGGGUUGAUUCCGGUUUCGUUUGUCGAUAUUAAGGAUACAGCGACUAUGCAAUCGGUGGCCGAUCCCCUUGAGGCAGUCCGAAAAGCAGGCGUGCCUCGAGUUGAGGAAUGGAAAAAGUUUGCAGCAGAAUACAAGAACAGCAGUAUCAGCCUGGGCAAAUUCGACAGUCCCCAGGCCCAAAUGUCGGCUGAGAUGGCUCGAAUGAGCCUUCAGAAUGCGUCCUCGCAGCAAUCACUUCCCAGUGCGAACUAUAACGGUGCGAGAAUAUCGCAGCAGUCAAAUAUCCCUCUUGCGCCCAUCAGUGCUUCAGUACCCCGAUAUUGUUUCGACAACGACAUGUACUGGUAUAUUAUUGAAUGCCAAAUGGAAGACGGCCGGUGGUGGGAGCUAUCGCGGUACUACGCUGAUUUCUACGACUUUCAGAUUGCCUUACUGGAAAUGUUCCCAGAAGAGGCCGGCAACAAGGGCAAGCCUCGUACCCUGCCCUUCAUGCCUGGGCCAGUGGCACAUGUCACCGAUGCCAUCUCCAACGGUCGACGCCAGAAUCUGGAUGAGUAUAUCAAGAAAAUAGUGGCAAUGCCACCUCACAUCUCCAAAAGCAUGCUUGUGAGGAAUCUAUUCAAGCCCAAACCAGGCCAAGAUUUUGAAAUUGAUCCCAACGCGUUGGGAGAGGAUUACCGACUAUCUGCGGGAUCACAGCAAUCGAUGCAACCAGUCUCUCGGACGUCCUCUAACCAGCAACCGCCGGGUAUGGGGUACGGGGGUAUGCCACCUCCCAGUGCAAGAACGUCCCAGCAACACCGGGUUCCUGUACCCAUGUCCGCUGGGACCGGCGUGGCCAUGGCAGGGCCACCAUUCUUACACUCCCAAGCCAGCAAUCUGACGCAAAAUUCCAACUCCUCGAGCAUGAAGGCUAGCAAUGCCGGAGCUGCUAUGAAAGUGAAGGUGUUCUUUCAGGAUGACAUUAUUGUUCUCCGAGUGCCCCAGGACAUUAUAUUUGCAGCGCUGAGAGAGAAGUUGAUGGAACGGCUGAAGGUCAACGAAGAUAUUGUCAUACAAUACAAAGACGAGCCAACGAACACUCUGAUUGAUCUCGAGAAUGAUGACAACCUCGAUGUUGCGCUGCAACGGAAUCCGAAACUCACACUUUAUGUCAAUUAUGCGACAGGUUAG
This is a messenger RNA of Fonsecaea multimorphosa CBS 102226, 1791 nucleotides long. RefSeq lists its product as uncharacterized. Bases 1 to 1791 code for a protein of 596 amino acids. Gene Ontology annotation, biological process: conjugation with cellular fusion. The transcript has 3 exons. Lineage: Eukaryota; Fungi; Ascomycota; Eurotiomycetes; Chaetothyriales; Herpotrichiellaceae. Gene Ontology annotation, cellular component: mating projection tip. The record is from RefSeq and is a predicted model, not a curated record. Gene Ontology annotation, molecular function: protein binding; phosphatidylinositol binding.